Molecule: messenger RNA, 207 nt
Organism: Aplosporella prunicola CBS 121167
Lineage: Eukaryota; Fungi; Ascomycota; Dothideomycetes; Botryosphaeriales; Aplosporellaceae
Exons: 2
Coding region: 1-207 (68 amino acids)
Source: RefSeq, a predicted model, not a curated record
AUGAAGUACAUCUUAGCCUGUUUCAUGGCCGCUGGCCUUAUGGCCUCAAUUGCCUCGGCCCGUUCCGUUCUCGCCAACUUCCAUAUGGCCAAUGCCGAGACCUACACUCCCGAGACCUGGAAGUCCGACAUUGAUGCUGCGAUAUCCAUGGGAAUCCAAGGAUUUGGCAAGCUUACCUUUUCUCUUGCUUUCCCUCGAGAAAACUGA